Molecule: messenger RNA, 477 nt
Organism: Saccostrea cuccullata (small rock oyster)
Lineage: Eukaryota; Metazoa; Mollusca; Bivalvia; Ostreida; Ostreidae
Product: fibroleukin-like
Exons: 3
Coding region: 1-477 (158 amino acids)
Source: RefSeq, a predicted model, not a curated record
AUGGCUUGUAUUUGUGAUACUGUGAUCAGAUUACUUCUGACACCAUGUUGUAUACGAAAUGAGGUCAUCCAUGAACUUACUAAGGCAAGGAACACAUCCCUGUACCUUUCUAUCACACUGAAAAAUAACAUGACGUUAUAUGAAUUAUACAACCAAUUUUCUGUUGAGGAUGAAACCAAUAGGUACCAACUCUUUCUCGGAGGGCCAGUAACCGGAACGUUAGGCGACAGUAUGUUACACAGUCAACAAAGCUAUUAUGAACUGUCAGGAAUGUACUUCAGCACCAUUGACAGAGACAACGAUCAGGCCCCGGGUCACUGCGCUGUUAACAGAGACGGCGGGUGGUGGUUCAAUUACUGCGCUGAUGCCUUCCUUAACGGACCCUGGUAUCCCGAGUACUGGCACCGGCCGUGGAAUCCUACACUUACUGAUGGAAAACAGAUAAAGGAAACUCUUAUGAUGAUAAAGCCUCAUUAG